Cladocopium goreaui is the source of this 2095-nucleotide messenger RNA. The record is from the annotation of a GenBank genome assembly. Lineage: Eukaryota; Dinophyceae; Suessiales; Symbiodiniaceae.
CCAUCCACCACAACGGAUUUCACGGCCAUGAGCGCCACCCGCGGCCGCUCCCCGGAACGUCGCAGCUUCACCUUGGAACGCUGGGCGCCCUCACGCCGCGAGAAGCGGAAAUACGCGUCUUUGUUCCAGCGAUCGGACUGGGAUUAUGAUGGCCUGAUCAGCCAAAGUGAAGCCUUUCAGUUGGCUCAGCGUUCAGGACUCGAUCCCAGCACUUUGGAGACAGCCUGGAGCCUGUCUGAUGUUGAUCGAGAUGGGACCUUGACCUACCAUGAGUUCUUUUGCUUCAUUCACCUGAUCACCAGCGUGACGCGUGGGGCCCGCAUGCCCAGUUUGCAAGAAGGCCUGCCACCGCAACUCUUGGAAUCGCUGAUGAACCUGGAACCCUUGGAGAUCCUGGUGGCGGAGAGGGAGGAGAGCCGGAGUCGCAGCCGCAGCGUUUCUCCGAUGCCCGGAUUUCUCUCGGGUCCAACGCCUGGUGGCACCCCUCGAGGACACGAACAACGCACCUUCACCGAAGCGCGAUGGGCGCCCUCGCGCCGGGAGAAGCGGAAGUAUGCGUCGUUGUUCGAGCGAACCGACUGGGACAAAGACGGCUUCAUCAGUCAAAGCGAAGCUUUCCAGUUGGCUCAGCGUUCAGGACUGGAUCCCACAACCUUGGAGACUGCUUGGGGUCUCUCAGAUGUCGAGCGUGACGGGAUGUUGACCUACCAUGAGUUCUUUUGCUUCAUUCACCUGAUCACCAGCGUGACGCGUGGGGCCCGCAUGCCCAGUUUGCAAGAAGGCCUGCCACCGCAACUCUUGGAAUCGCUGAUGAACCUGGAACCCUUGGAGAUCCUGGUGGCGGAGAGGGAGGAAAGUCGCAGUCGGAGCCGCAGCCGCAGCCCGUCUCCGGCCAUCCCCAGCUUCCUGCCCGGCACGCCAGCGGUGGGAACCCCUCGUCCAAGUUCGGCCAAAGCAGCUCCGGAGCCCACUGGAUUUGCAGCUCAGGCCCCACUUUCGCCCGACUCUGAGCCCAGUCAAGCUCAGGGUUUUCCAUCCCAAUCUUCAGCUGCGGAUGGAUUUUCUGCUGCCUUUGGUCCGGAUGGAGCUGGAAGCUUAGCUGCCUUCAACUCCGGUGGUUUUGGCGAAGCCUUUGGAGCUGAAGCAUUUGGCGAUGCUUUCGGGGGACCCACCGGUGACGGCUUCGGAGCUGAAAGUCGCAGCGAAUCGCCCAAGAAGAAAGGGAAGGAGGCGAUUUCCACCGACUUUUUCCAGGAGACCUUUGAUGAUCCCUUCCGCACCUCCCAGACCCUUGCGGCCCUUGCGGCUGAGGGAGCCGAUGAACGCAGCCUGCAAGAACUGGCGCGGCGCUUCCAGCGGACCUUGGCAGCGGAUCGCGAGGUGUCCAAACAAAUCAGCGAAGAGAUGCACGUCUUGGCGGAAGAACUGCGCAUGGUCCAGGACGCGGCACAGCAAGUGGAGCAACAGAAUGCGCAAGAGGCUCGACAGCAACAACAAUUGGAUGGCGAGCAAAAGGGUUUGACGCAGCAACUGGCAGAGCAGCAGCAUCGGUUGAUGGAGUUGAGGGAUGAGAGCCGGGCCUUGAACUUGGAGAAUUUGUCGAUGCGAAGAGACCGGAAGCAUUUGUCCGAAGAGGUGGAGUUUCUUCAGAGCACUGUGGGCAGUGAGAGACGAGCGCUGGAGAGCCUGGAGCAUAUGAAUCACAUCUUUGAUUCAUACAACAAGGAGAUGGAGGCCACCGCGGAGCUGCUCACACGACAGCGGAAGGAGCUGCCUGUGGCCAAGGAGCAGCAGCAGCUGCGGCAGGAGGAACGGCACAACAACGAGCUGCGAAACCUGUUGGAGCGAAGGAAGCGCGAACACGCGAGCCUCGUGGCGCAGCAACAUGAAGUGCACCAGAAGCACCAACUGAUCCGAGCCAUGCAAUCAGACGACAUCGUUGCGGUGAGCGCCUUAAAGACCAUGGCACCCCCCGAGGGACACACCUGGGCCACAUCGCUGCUGAAAGAUCGGAAGCUUUGAGCUGCGGAUGUUAGCGGCUAAUGACUCCGUCUCACCGAAAGCUGACAAGUGUCCUUCAGUUGACCUUUGUUGC